Caenorhabditis remanei is the source of this 1629-nucleotide messenger RNA. RefSeq lists its product as uncharacterized. The record is from RefSeq and is a predicted model, not a curated record. The transcript is spliced from 10 exons. Bases 1 to 1629 code for a protein of 542 amino acids. Lineage: Eukaryota; Metazoa; Nematoda; Chromadorea; Rhabditida; Rhabditidae. Gene Ontology annotation, biological process: protein autoprocessing; intein-mediated protein splicing; multicellular organism development.
AUGAAAUCUUCUUUAUCGGUGAUAGUGCUACUAUCACUAUCUGUUGCAGCGGUAUUUGGAUCAGAGUGUGGCGACACUACAAUUCCAUACAGUUUAGAGGUCCUCCCUUCUGGCCAACCAGUGCUCGGAUGUGCUCGACCAACAUGUUUCGGAUGGCAUCCAAAUGGUCAUCAGCUCCCAACCACUGCAAAAUUCUUCCGAAUCAGCCAACAAAACGACGGAUUCCUUCGUGAUGAUCCUUUGGCUAUCCACACUUUCAACGCCGCUGACCCGAGAAUGUAUUCUCAACAAAAAGCGACAUGCGAUGCAGAGUUCCAAUCUUUGUCCUGUAAUUCCGAAGAUCAAUGGGUCGGAGGAAUCUCACCAGUUAUGAAUGCAACCACCACUCAAGUUAUUGCCUACCAAUGUUGUACCUACCCACCACUCCGUGCUUCAACUGAUAGAGGAAUCGCCACUGUUUCUAGCGGACAAAUUGUUGUUGGAGGAGAAGUGACUGAGAAUAACCAUCAAUAUGCUUUUGACUACAUUAGUAACAUUGAGAAGAAGCUUGAUGAGCAAGGAGAAAUUUUCUAUGAAGUCAAUAUUAGAAGAUUCUCUUGCUUGGACCUCCAGAAGGCAGACAGAUCAGUUGCUGAAGUUCUCAACUCCGAAAACGUUAUCCGUCACGUUAAUGGACAUAGAGCUAUCGCCUUUCAAGCCCCACUCGCCGCAGGUGCAACUCCAAUUGAAACAGGGGAACUUGUUGUCCCAGCUGGAGUAGAGAAUGGACAAGAAGUCAUUAUUGAAGAAAUUGUUGCCCAACCAGGAUUCAUUGAAGAGAACACCGCUACUCCACCACCUCCUCCACCACUUCCACCACAAGGAUUCCAGCCACCACCAUUCCAGCCAGCACCAUUCCAGCCACAACCAUUCCAACCAGCGCCAGUCCCAGCUCAACCUGCAGGAUACUUCCCAGCAUAUGGAUACGGUGCACCAGCUGGACUUCAACUUUACUACUGCUUCCCUGGAGAUGCAACGGUUUUUGUGUACAACAAAGGAGUGACGCGAAUGGAUGAAUUGGAAAUUGGAGACUGGGUGCAAGCUCUCGACAAGAACGGAGAUGAAGUUACCCAUAUCCCAGUUCAAUACUGGAUUCAUAGAGACCCAGAGCAAGAAGCGGUUUUCAUUGAGUUCUCUCUCGACAAUGGAGAGAAAUUCUCUCUCACUGAGAAACAUUUGGUAUACGUUAGCCAAUGUUCAGUAGACAAUAAGGAUGAAAACAUCAACUCAAAUCCAGUGUCUGCUGAAAACGUUAAAGUUGGAGAUUGCCUCUACAUUGCUCAUCGCAAGAACAACAAGGUGUACCAACACGUCAAGGUUCUUGAGAUCAACCAUGUCAAGAAAACUGGAAUCUAUGCUCCAAUGACAUCAUUCGGACACCUAUUAGUGAAUAGAAUUCAUACAUCUUGUCACUCAGAAACCGACAACCAUUCUCUUCAAAACACAUUCUUUGCUAACGCUCUCCACUGGAAAAACGAGUUCAGCAAGUAUUUCUGGGAUGUGGACACCACUAAGGAAGAGAACUUCGGUUAUGGACUCAGCAGCCUGCUUGAUGUUAUUGACUUGGUUCUCCCAGCAAAACUUAUGUAA